CAAAGGGUGUAAACUAAAGAAAAUCAAAAGAUGCAUUUUCAAAAUAUUUAGAGAAACAAACUUUCGCGCCAAAAGCAGUUGUGCAACAAUGGCGGACUUACGGAGAUCCACCGUCUUCUUCACGGAGCAACACCUCUCGUACGCCGAUAUUCUUCCGCCUCUCGAGGUUCGAUCUAGAAUCGAAGUAGCGGUCCUUAAUUUCCUCAAGGUUUUGAAUUCUUCAACUCCAGCGAUCUCGAUCUUACCUAUGAUCAACCGUAAGAAAAGUAAUAGCAGAGUGAAUCAUGGACUGUUAACUGAAGAUUCAUGGAUUUUUCUGUCACGUUCAUUCUGCACAAGAUCUUUGAUGAGAGAGAACACUACUAAAUCCUUCAUGAGAGUGUGGAAGAUGAUGGAGAUGUGCUACGAGAUUUUAGUUAAGGAAAAGAGGGUAACCCAGAGAGAAUUGUUUUACAAGUUGCUUUGUGUGUCACCAGAUUAUUUCCCUUCUCAAGUACAGGUCAAUCAAACAAUCCAAGACGUUGUAGCAUUGCUUCGAUGCAGCCGCUUUAGCCUUGGAGUCAUGGCAUCUAGUAGAGGAGCCGUUGCUGGCCGUUUAUUGUUGCAGGAACCUGACCAAGAGAUUGUUGACUGCACCACAUGUGGGUCUUCCGGUUAUGCUAUUUCUGGUGACCUGAACUUGUUAGAAAAACUGACAAUGAAGACAGAUGCCCGUUAUAUCUUUGUUAUCGAGAAGCAUGCGAUAUUUCAGCGAUUGGCUGAGGAUCGCGUGUUCAAUCAAAUUCCAUGUAUUCUCAUCACUGCUAAAGGAUACCCUGAUCUUGCUACAAGGUUUCUUCUUCAUCGUAUGAGUCGAACAUUUCCUGAUAUUAAAAUUUUAGGACUUGUUGACUGGAAUCCAGCUGGAUUGGCUAUUCUCUGCACCUUCAAAUAUGGAAGCAUUGGAAUGGGACUAGAAGCAUACAGAUAUGCUUGCAAUAUCAAGUGGUUGGGGUUAAGGAAAGAUGAUUUGGCUGCAAUACCAGAAGAAUCUUUCAUUCCACUGAAGCCAAAAGAUCUGCAAAUUGCCAAAAGCUUGACUUCUUCUGAAAUAUUGCAGGAUAACUAUAAAGAAGAGUUGGCAGUAAUGGUUCAGAGUGGCAAGAAAGCAGAAAUUGAAGCUCUAUACUUCCAUGGGUAUGAUUUCUUAGGGAAAUACUUGGCAAAUAAAAUCGUGCAAGUCGAUUAUAUUUAGUACCAACUACAAGUCGCUCUCCAACGGACUUAACUAGUGUACUUGAGCUAUGUAGUUAAUAUCGCCAAUAUAUCACAGAUAUAUCGGUCCCUUGGUGAGAUAUGGAUACAAAAUACCGGUACUGAUAUUAUCGCCGAUAUCAGACCGAUAUAUCACUGAUUUUCCCGACAUUAGUACCUUUCUUCUUAGUUCUAUUAUCCGUCUUUCUUC
Messenger RNA from Helianthus annuus (common sunflower), 1444 nucleotides. RefSeq names its product meiotic recombination protein SPO11-2. The record is from RefSeq and is a predicted model, not a curated record. Gene Ontology annotation, cellular component: nuclear chromosome. Gene Ontology annotation, molecular function: DNA topoisomerase type II (double strand cut, ATP-hydrolyzing) activity; ATP binding; DNA binding. The transcript has 11 exons. Bases 89 to 1234 code for a protein of 381 amino acids. Gene Ontology annotation, biological process: meiotic DNA double-strand break processing; meiotic DNA double-strand break formation; reciprocal meiotic recombination. NCBI's taxonomy places the organism in Eukaryota, Viridiplantae, Streptophyta, Magnoliopsida, Asterales, Asteraceae.